Messenger RNA from Oryza sativa Japonica Group (Japanese rice), 4024 nucleotides. RefSeq names its product disease resistance protein RPS2. Gene Ontology annotation, molecular function: ATP hydrolysis activity; ADP binding. Lineage: Eukaryota; Viridiplantae; Streptophyta; Magnoliopsida; Poales; Poaceae. The record is from RefSeq and is a predicted model, not a curated record.
GUUAGAUGGACAUGUAAAGUUAAAAAGAUUUGGGUCCGGGGCCCAAACAUUUGUUAAGAAAAAAUUGUGAGUGUUAGGGAUUGAAUAUUGGACCAUCAAGUGCACUUUGAAACCAUACACCAUUUGCCACUGCACUAUCAAGUGCAUCUCCACAUAUCAUUAUAUUACAAAGCAAACCAUUUAUCUUUUGUAGUUCCAUUUUUUUUGUGAAGUAUAUUAUUGUCGAUGGAAUUUUAGGUGCAUAACUCAUGUUUCCCUGUGUGCAUGCAUAGGUGAUUUACAGUUUUUGCUUACAUUCUUACGUAACUAUUUACAUGGAAUUGCCUGUUCGGGCCCAUGGUAGAAAAAACACAGUAAUGCAUGUAAUGCAUAUGCUAAGCUUAGGAUUGCGAAAUGCAUGAGCAACACAAGAAUUUGGCCUUGGAUUGGAUGAAAACCCAGAAAUGUUUUAAAUGUUAUAUUUGUAUGACACAGAAAGAUUGACAUUACCCUGAAUCCUGGAUCUUUGGAACGAAAUUUCCUACAAAAAUAUAUAAAUUCAUAGCAAUUUUUCAAAGGAAUGGGUAAGGUGAAUCCAACAGUCCAGUUCCUCUGCAAUUCCCCGGUUCUUCUUUUGGUUCAUUAGAAAAAUGUUGGAAUUUCACAUGAGUAAUAAAAUCCUCCAAUACAGUACAGAUAGGAACUUUUUUUUAAAAAAAGAAGGAAAUUCCAAGGUAAGAACAGGCCUGACUUGAGUACUCAGUUUUCCACGCUAGUAAACAGUAAACUGUAAACUAUAGUUUUCCACCCAGAUAGUAGCUACUAAGAGAAGGAAAACCAAAACCAACCACCGCAUGCACUAUAAUAUGAUGUUGACCCACUGAUGGUGAUGCUCGUUUACCUGCUAAUUUGUUUCUUUUAAGUUAGUGAUUGUCAUUCUAUAACACUCAUCUCUAUUAUACUAUCUGCUAAUCUGCUAUAUCCAAAGUCUCCGUUGUCCUCAAGUCCACCUCGGCGGGCUUCAUGCAAGCUGCAAGCAUUGGCAUCUAAAUUUCACCCAAAAAAAGAAAAAAAAGGAAAAAAAGCAGAGAAGUUAGCCUGGCAAGUGACAAGCUGGAAAAAGAGCAAUCAAUUUCAGUUGAAUUCCGUUACCGAAGUGUUUAAACUUGCUGAAAGUUUAGCUUGCAUGGUCAGUAGUUGGUCGCUGGACUGGAGCAACUAGACCAAAAUAAGCUAAGCCAUGGCGGAGCUGGUGCCGCAGGUCGUCGGCGCCGUGAGCCGCAGCAUCGCCGGCCGCCUGCUCGCCGACAUCGACCUCGCCAGCAGCGUCGGCACGAACGUCGAGGACGUCACCGACGCGCUCACACGGCUGACGUCGAUACGGGCCGACCUCGAGGCCUCCAUGGGGAGGCUGCCGCAGCGGCGGCGGCCGGAGGAGGUCACGGACUGGCUGUCGCGGGUGGACGGCGCCGAGAAGCGGGUGGCCAAGCUCCGGCGAGAGUACCAGCGCCGGUGUUGCUCCUGCGGCGGCGGCGGCGCCUUCUCGCUCAACCUGUUCGCGAGCUACGCCAUUAGCCGGCGCGCGUGCCACGAGCGCCACCGUCUCGCCGCGCUGCUCGGGGAGUGCGACAGGGUGAGGAGCCUCGCCGCCGGGGCGCCCCGGCCGUCGUCCGGCGCCAUGGUCGUGCCGUCCACGGUGGUCGGCAUGGAGGGCUACCUCGAGGAGGCCCUGGCGUGCCUCGACGACCGCGACGCCGGUGUCGUGGCCAUCUGCGGCAUGGCCGGCGUCGGCAAGAGCACGCUGCUGCGACGCAUCAACAACGUGUUCGUCCAGGACCCCGACAGGAGGCACGAGUUCGACUACGUCAUAUGGCUCGACGCGCCGGGCGACUGCGCCGCCGUGGGCAAGAUGCAGGACGCCAUGGCUCACCGGCUCGGCCUGUGCGCGCUCCCGGACGGCGGCGCGCCGGACCACCGUGCGCGUCCGAUCUUUGAAGUCCUCAGGGACUCGAGCUUCUUGCUGCUGCUCGACGGCGUAACCAAGCCUGUCGACUUGGUGGACAUCGGCGUCCCGCACCUCGUGCACGACGAUCGCCGGAGGCAGAAGGUCGCCAUGACCACCCGAACAAGGGGAGUCUGCGGCAGGAUGAGCUCGUCGCGAAGGAUUGACAUGCAAUGCUUGGACAGUGACCAUUCAUGGCGUCUGUUCAGAGAGAUCGCCCGCGACGAGACGAUCAACGCUGACCCGAGGAUACCGGACUUGGCGAAGGAGGUCGCCGGGAGGUGCGGCGGCUUGCCGCUUGUGCUCACCGCCAUCGGCGGCGCCAUGAGGUGCAGGAGGCAGCCAGAGGAGUGGGUGAGCACGGUGACCGCGCUCAGGAACUUGGAGCUCGCCAAGAUCCCCGGGAUGGACGCCGGCGAGAAGCCAGGCGCCAUGCUGCGAUCGCUGCAAGAGAGCUACGGCGACCUGCGCCAUCCCGUGCUCCAGAAGUGCUUCCUCGCCACGUCCCUGUGGCCCGAGGGCCACGCCAUUGACAAGGGCGAGCUCGUCGAGUGCUGGAUCGGCCUCGGGCUGGUGGGCGAGUCGCUGCCGAUGGACGAGGCCGUGCGCACGGGGCUCGCCGUCCUCAACGAGCUCGAGGAGGCCAACCUGCUGCUGCCCGGCGACGCCACGGGCGAGGUGAAGCUGCACGGCGUCGUGAGGGGCGCGGCGCUGUGGAUCGCCCGUGACCUCGGCAAGGCGCCGAACAGGUGGGUGGUGUGCACCGGCGGCGUCUCCCUCCGGUCGAGGCAGAAGCUAGUGGAGUUCUUCGAGCGCGCGCGCGACGCGGAGCGGGUGUCCGCCAUGCGCAGCUCGGUCGAGCGGCUGCGGGCAAUGCCGCCGCCGUCGUCCCCGUGCCGGAGCCUCUCCGUCCUCAUGCUGCAGCACAACGCGGCGCUGCGUGACAUCCCCGGCGGCUUCCUGCUCGGCGUGCCGGCGCUCGCGUACCUGGACGCCUCCUUCACCGGCGUCCGCGAGGUCGCCCCGGAGAUCGGCACGCUCGCGUCGCUGCGUUACCUGAACCUGUCGUCGACGCCGCUGGAGUCCGUGCCGCCGGAGCUGGGGAGGCUGCGGCAGCUCAGGCACCUGCUGCUGCGGCACACGGCGCGCCUCUCGGCGUUCCCCGCCGGCGUGCUGCGUGGGCUGCCGAGCCUGGACGUCCUCGACGUGUGCCCGAGCAGGUACACCGAGUGGUGCGGCGCGGGAGGAGGAGGAGGAGGAGCGAGCCUGGACGAGCUGAGGUCGAGCUCGGCGUUCGUCCGGUCCCUCGGGAUCUCCGUCGCGACGCUCGCCGGCCUACGCGCGCUGCGCGGCCUCGACAACGUGCGCACACGGCGGCUGACCGUGACGCGGGUGGCGGCGACCGCGCCGUCUGUCGCGCUGCGCCCCUCCAUGCUGGGCCUGCUCGAGGCCCUGCACGAGCUCACCGUCGCCAAGUGCUCCGGCCUGCAGGAGCUGGAGGUUGUCGCCGGCGAGGAGGACAACGCAUGGUGGCGCCUUCCGGAGCUCAGGAAGCUCGAGAUCGAUGAGCUGCACGAGCUGGCGGCCGUGCGGUGGACGCGGACGGACGUCGGGGCGUUCUUGCCGGCGCUCCGGUGGGUGAAGAUCUCACACUGCAACAGGCUAAGGAACGUGAGCUGGGCGGUGCAGCUGCCAUGCCUGGAGCAGCUGGAGCUUCGCCAUUGCUCGGAGAUGGUUCACGUCGUAGACAUUGACGGCGACGACGAGGAGCAGCGACGAGAGCACCCGGAGACGCGCACGUUCCGCUGCCUCAGGAGGCUGCUGCUGGUGGAGCUUCCGUCGAUGGGCAGCAUUGGUGGUGGUGCAGCGUUGAGCUUCCCUUGGUUGGAGACCCUGGAGAUCGCCGGCUGCGACAGCCUCGGAGAGCUACCUGUUGAGCUGCAAAAAAAGUUGAAGGAGAUUUGAGAUUAUGUUAGCCAAGCUGUGAAUCUGAACAUUGUUCCUAGCAUCUUAAAGCUUAAGAAAGAAAGAUUCACUCAAGAA